CACAGGAUCAGCCUGAGUCAACUUGACUCAGUGGGCACCCCAUAGGGAAUGCUGAGAAUGUCUUUCUUUCUGGUGACUGUCAACAUACUUCUUCUUGUUCAUGAUGCUGUGUUGAUAGAAGAGUUACAGGGCCACCUUUUCACUGAUAUUACCCUCUCCUGCCAUUUCUCCUUUGUGGAGGGCACAGAAAACCUUGAGUUUUCUUGGGAAAGAGAAGACAUCCAAGAGGAAUAUGAGGUAGAAAAUGAUGAAGAAUAUUACCGCUUCUUUAAGUACUAUGAUUUUUUUGAAGUUUUCUCAAAGCUGGUUUACCAGUUUCGCUAUAACACAGACCAACUUGAGGACCAAAACUCCUUAUAUAAGGGACGAGUCUCCGUGGAUCGAGCUGAAAUUUCUGAGGGGACUCUAUCACUUUUACUAAGAAACGUGGAUUUCCUGGAUGAAGCUAUCUACAAGUGCUCAACCAUCACACCACAUGAAAGAGACUCUGAAAUGCCCCAGGUGCAGUUUGGUAAGAUUGAUGAUGAAGAUAUGGCCACGUGUGUCUCCAGAGGCUGGUACCUCAUGCCCAAUGUGACCUGGCUGGACCGGGCAGAGAGGGACCUGAGCAACCACAGUACCGUGGCGGUCCUGGAGGAGCAGAUGAAUGGCUUCUACAGGGUCUUCUCCGUCCUGAAAUAUCCUGUCAAGCUGAAUGAGAAAUAUGCCUGCUGCAUAACAGAAACCGACGCGAACAACCAGCCCUUCAGAAUCAUCCGCAAGUACCCGAGUGAGGAGAAAGAAUCCUCCUACAUCUGACUACUAUUAAGAGAUUUAAAUCACAUCCGCCCAAGAACCACUGUCUUGCCUGGAGCGCCUGGUUUUCUCCUGUGGAUGAUAUCCUUCUUGUCUUAGGCUCCUAUUUGCCGUAAACAGAAAAAGUCAGCAGGUAACAGGAUCAGUGUGUUGGAUGUUGACUAAAAUUAUAGGAGCUCCCCUAUUUUGUCUUUCUUAAGUCCUACGUUGAAGUCUUGUUUCUUUCUCUCUAAUGCUGUUUUAUUUGUACGAUUUACUUUUAUUUGACCUGUGCCUCUGGCAU
Molecule: messenger RNA, 1078 nt
Organism: Hipposideros armiger (great roundleaf bat)
Lineage: Eukaryota; Metazoa; Chordata; Mammalia; Chiroptera; Hipposideridae
Product: V-set domain-containing T-cell activation inhibitor 1-like
Exons: 5
Coding region: 49-798 (249 amino acids)
Biological process (GO): regulation of cytokine production; T cell receptor signaling pathway
Cellular component (GO): external side of plasma membrane
Molecular function (GO): signaling receptor binding
Source: RefSeq, a predicted model, not a curated record